AUGGCUCCCUCAGCCAUCGACGCGCGGAAGCAAACAGGGCCGCUGGACAAGUCGUAUCCUCCUGCGAGGAUUUUCCCCGUCAAGGAGACGAGAUUUGAGCAAUUCAUCCAGCCUCAGGCCGAUGGGUACAAGAAAGCGCUGGAGCAGCCGGGUAGCGCCGCCAUCGUUAUCGACAAUGGAUCCUCUGCUGUCCGCGCCGGCUGGUCAUUCGAGUCGAAACCCCGGCUCAGCGUGCCGCCCAUCAUGUCCAAAUACCGCGACCGAAAACUCGGCAAGACUUUCUCCUUCGCCGGCGCCGACUGUUAUGCCGACACGACGGCUCGUGGCCACAUCCGUAACGCAUUCGAAGCCGGCGCCGGCAUCGUGAGCAACUGGGAUGUGAUGGAACACGUCCUGGAUUACGUCUUCCUCAAGAUGGGCUUGAACGAAUCUACAGAAGGCGCCGUCAAUGUCCCCAUCGUCAUGACGGAAGCCGUGGCCAACUUGCCAUAUUCUAGAAAAUCCAUGACUGAAAUCAUAUUCGAGUGCUAUGGAGCUCCGUCCCUCGCUUACGGCAUCGACUCUCUUUUCUCCUACCGACAUAACAAGGGAAACACGGGCCUAGUAAUCUCGUCGUCCUUUACCUCCACCCACGUUAUUCCCGUGUACAAUGCGAAAGCCAUGCUUGGUCAGGCAAUCCGACUGAACUGGGGAGGCUACCACGGCGCAGAAUAUCUGCUCAAACUCAUACGCUUGAAGUACCCCGCUUUCUCGGGGAAGCUCAACAUCUCGCAAGCCGAGAACAUGAUUACAGAUCACUGCUACCUGUCGAAAGAUUACGACGAGGAAGUCGCAGGCUACCUGGACUGGACCGGACUGGAGGACAGAGACGUCGUGAUCCAGUACCCGUACACGGAAGAAGUCGUCGUUCAAAAGUCGAAAGAGGAGCUGGCGAGGAUUGCGGAGCGCAAAAAGGAGAGCGGCCGCCGACUGCAGGAACAGGCUGCCAAGAUGCGGCUGGAGAAGCUGAUGAAGAAGGAGCAAGAUCUCGAGUAUUACAAGAACCUCCAGGGCAAGCUCGUGGACGAGACGAAGAAGGAGAUUCGGCGGAAACUCGACAGCCACGACAUCAAGGACGAGGCCCAGCUGGACAAGAUUGUCCGAGAGCUGGAGAAGGCGAUCAAGAAGGCUCGCACCAAGGACGUCGGCGGGGAUCCAGAGGAAGACCAGGAAGCGCCCGUCUUUGACCUGCUGGACGUUCCGGACGACCAGCUCGACGAGGCGCAGCUCAAGAAGAAGCGCCAGCAGCGCCUGAUGAAGUCCAACCACGAGGCCAGGGCGCGGGCCAAGGCCGAGAAGGAGGCCGAGAAGGCGCGCGUCGCCGAGGAGGAGCGGCUCGACCGGGAGCGGCGCGAAACCGACCUCGACAACUGGCUGCAGGAGAAGCGCCGGGCUCGCCUGGAGACGCUGCACAAGAUCAAGGAGCGCGACCGGCUCAAGGCCGACCUCGGGAACCGCAAGUCGCUCGCCUCCCAGAUCCGCAUGAAGAGCAUCGCCAACCUGGCGUCGGACAACCCGACCAAGAAGCGCCGGCGCGGCGGCGACGACGACGACUUUGGCGCCAACGACGACGACUGGGGCGUGUACCGCCAGAUUGCCGUCGGCGAGAACAGCGACGACGAGCACGAGGAGGAAGACCUGGCCGCCAGCCUCAGGACCCUCGAGCGCGAGCUGCUCCAGUACGACCCGGACUUUGACUACGAGCAGACCCAGGAGGCCCAGUCGGACUGGUCCAAGUCGCUGCUGCACGCCUUUGCCCGCGGGCCGCGCCCCUUUGACGCCGCCUCCCAGGCGCAGCUGCACCAGGUGCACCUCAACGUCGAGCGCGUCCGCGUCCCGGAGAUUGUGUUCCGCCCAUCCAUCGCGGGCGUCGACCAGGCCGGCAUCCUGGAGAUUGCGGGCGACAUGGCCAACCAGCGCCUGGCGGGGGUGCCGGACCGCGACGCCUUCCUGCGCGACGUCUUCCUCACGGGCGGCAACACGCUCUUCCGCAACUUUGACCAGCGCGUGCGCGAGGGGCUGACGGCGCUGCUGCCUGCGGGCUCGCCGGUCGGGGUGCGUCGCGCGCGCGACCCCCUGCUGGACGCGUGGAGGGGGGCCGCCGGCUGGGCUGGGACGCCGGCGUGGAAGGCAGCCGCCGUCACCAGAGAGGAGUAUCACGAAAAGGGACCCGAGUACAUCAAGGAGCACGAUAUGGGCAACUCGUAUGCUUGA
This is a messenger RNA of Ustilaginoidea virens, 2253 nucleotides long. RefSeq lists its product as uncharacterized. Lineage: Eukaryota; Fungi; Ascomycota; Sordariomycetes; Hypocreales; Clavicipitaceae. Gene Ontology annotation, cellular component: cytoplasm; Ino80 complex. The transcript is spliced from 4 exons. Gene Ontology annotation, biological process: regulation of DNA-templated transcription. The record is from RefSeq and is a predicted model, not a curated record. Bases 1 to 2253 code for a protein of 750 amino acids.